AUGGAAUGGUGCAAUCAAAGUACAUCGAUUAAGUACUUAUUCAAGUACAUCGACAAAGGUUACGACAGAAUCACCGCUGCCAUUGUACCGAAUGAUGAUGGAACUUCCAACCAGCCGCAGAAUAUUGAUGAGAUCAAACAGUAUAUUGAUUGUAGGUACGUUUCUCCGAGUGAAGCAUCUUGGAGGAUAUUCUCCUUUCCAAUCCAUGGUAGAAAACCAGCUGUUGAGAGACUGUACUUUCAUUGUGAAGGUCAAAAUUCGGUAUAUUACACUAAUUUUGAUCGUAUCAAUACAGUUCUGGAAAAACCAAGUGUAACUGAAUCGAUGUUUACAUCAUGGUUCGAAGCAAAUUGCAAGUAUCCUGAAGCACAAAAUUUAACUUACAGCAAAUUUGUUUCAAAAUUUGUUUAUGUUAAGAAAAAAAGAGAAUGGAAACCCCGUCAAAAAGGUUACACAAUUGGUAGGCUUAUAUGGGUUCCUCCAACAACUGGCGAAUUGUACUAUCUUAGAUUGAUGCUCACACAUGUCAAAGGCCCCCGCAGUUAUAAUGAUAUAAAAACAGUGAAUAACAUAAAAUAUGAUACUUUCCAGGAUGCCUGUUUUGCUAUGGGCAGCAUUAACAGGCCAAGACAUGUAUGGAGUAAAACAUGUCAUCUCUUAGCUGAUGGAAUACUAUAUGCUCAACAGCGAAUUGCAAACAAUAGAGGUUUGAGGUUGUCGGAUGAAGAGAUAAUGAAUUUAACAUUAAUUGAGAUUGAACGAAAUCUUCAAAGGAAGAGCCGAAGUCUAAAGGAAUUUGCUGGAAUGCCUUAUCCAAGUGGAUAUGUGGUUGAGCAGUUGGGAAAUAAGCUCAUAUACCAAGAGCGGAGUUACAAUCCAGCCGAACAAUUGCAAGAAUACAAUAAUUUGUUCUUAAAUCUUACAGCUUCACUACUACUUCCAGGAGGUCGAACGGCUCAUUCAAUGUUCAAGAUUCCAAUACCUACAAUGGAGUCUUCUACAUGUAAUAUCGACAAAGGUAGUGAUCGUGCAGAGCUACUAAAAAUGGCAAAGUUGAUAAUUUGGGAUGAAGCUCCAAUGGCACACAGAUUUUGUUUUGAAGCGUUUGAUAAAACCCUUAAAGACAUAAUGGGGCGUUCCAAUUGUUCUGACAAAUUAUUCGGAGGGAAAGUAAUUGUAUUUGGUGGAGAUUUUCGGCAAAUAUUACCAGUUGUACCAAGGGGCAGCCGUUCAGAUAUAAUACAUUCUACAAUAAAUUCAUCAUACAUCUGGGAUCAUUGUGUUGUGCUGAAGCUUACAAAGAACAUGCGACUCCAUCAAGCCGGCAAUACUUCAAGUACAUCUGAAUUAGAAUUGUUUUCUAAUUGGAUAUUAAAAGUUGGUGAUGGGAAAUUGGAAGAACCUAACGAUGGUUACACGGAUAUUCCUAUUCCAAAUGAUUUCUUAAUUUCUAACUAUGAUGAUCCACUAGAAGCCAUUGUUAGUGAAACAUAUCCGAAUUUUCUUAACAAUUACAAGAAUCCAGAAUUUUUGCAAUCAAGAGAUAUAUUGGCAGGAACAAUUGAAACGGUUGACAUCAUAAAUCAAUACGUUUUGGGAUUCAUACCAGGUGAAGAAAAGGAAUAUUUAAGUUCAGAUUCUGUAGACACUUUUGACGGUGAAGGAAAUGAAGCUUUUGAUGUUUUGACCCCGGAAUUUUUGAAUACACUUACAACUUCCGGUCUACCUAACCACAAGAUUAAAUUGAAGAUUGGGACCCCUAUUAUGUUGCUUCGAAACAUUGAUCAACCUGAAGGUCUCUGCAAUGGAACAAGGCUUAUAGUUACAAGAUUGGCAAACCACGUUAUCGAUGCAAAGAUUAUAUCUGGAAAGAAUAUUGGAGGGGUUAUCUAUAUUCCAAGAAUGGAUAUGACUCCAACACAAUCUCCGUGGCCAUUCAAAAUGACUAGAAGGAAAUUUCCCAUAACUAUAUGUUAUGCUAUGACAAUUAACAAAUCUCAAGGUCAGUCAUUGGAUUAUGUUGGAUUGUAUUUUCCUAGAAGUGUAUUUAGUCAUGGUCAACUAUAUGUUGCAAUAUCAAGGGUCAAAAGCAAAAAAGGGCUUAAGAUAUUAAUCCAUGACAAGGAUAACCAUCCAUUGAAUUCUACAACAAACGUCGUGUUCAAAGAAGUUUUUGAAAACUUAUAG
Messenger RNA from Lathyrus oleraceus (garden pea), 2187 nucleotides. RefSeq lists its product as uncharacterized. The transcript is spliced from 6 exons. Gene Ontology annotation, biological process: telomere maintenance; DNA repair. Gene Ontology annotation, molecular function: DNA helicase activity. The coding region runs from base 1 to 2187 and encodes 728 amino acids. Lineage: Eukaryota; Viridiplantae; Streptophyta; Magnoliopsida; Fabales; Fabaceae. The record is from RefSeq and is a predicted model, not a curated record.